This is a messenger RNA of Odontomachus brunneus, 2257 nucleotides long. RefSeq names its product putative aldehyde dehydrogenase family 7 member A1 homolog (gene Aldh7A1). The record is from RefSeq and is a predicted model, not a curated record. Gene Ontology annotation, molecular function: aldehyde dehydrogenase (NAD+) activity. The transcript is spliced from 9 exons. Bases 159 to 1748 code for a protein of 529 amino acids. NCBI's taxonomy places the organism in Eukaryota, Metazoa, Arthropoda, Insecta, Hymenoptera, Formicidae.
UCAGUCUUGUUUAGCUUAGAUAUACUUUUUCUCCAGAUAUUCUCGCGUUAUCUUUAUUAUUAUCACAUUUCGUCCCUCUCUUACGAUAAAUAGAGCCAUCCUGAUAACCCAAGCUGUUUAUUACAACCGGCGACGUGAACAGUAGCAAACGAUUGGUUAUGGCGAGUCUAUUGCUGAGGAAGACUCCCUGCGUUUCCCAGUUCCAGAUGGCGAGGCACUUGGUGACCGAUCCGAAGUACGGAUUUUUGAAGGAAUUAGGCAUCACCGCCGUAAAUCCUGGACUUUACGAUGGAAAGUGGGGUGGAUCUGGCGAGGUGAUAGAGUCGAUAUCGCCCGCAACCGGCAAAGUGAUCGCGAAGAUUCGCCAGUCCACGCCGCAAGAAGCCAGCAAUGCUAUCACGGAAGCGCGCAAAGCUUGGUCACAAUGGGCAUCCAUCCCGGCGCCAGCGAGAGGAGAGAUUGUACGGCAAAUAGGAGACGAACUCAGAAAAAACCUGAAGCCAUUGGGACGUUUAGUAUCGUUGGAAAUGGGGAAGAUACUACCGGAGGGCAUAGGCGAAGUCCAGGAAUUCAUCGACAUAUGCGAUUACGCGGUCGGACUGUCGCGUAUGUUACCCGGCAGCAUAUUCCCUUCAGAGAGGAAAGACCACGCGCUGCUGGAGAAAUGGAAUCCCUUGGGUGUAGUCGGCAUUAUCUCUGCAUUUAACUUCCCCAUAGCAGUGUACGGUUGGAACACUGCCAUUGCAAUGGUCUGCGGUAACGCUAUCGUCUGGAAAGGUGCCUUGACCACGCCUUUAGUAGCCAUCGCAACCACGAAGAUAAUUGUGGACGUCUUGGAACGCAACGGCAUCCCAGGUUCCGUCGCGUCAUUGGUGUCAGGUGGGCCAGAUGUCGGAGAGACUUUGGUGAAUGAUAAACGGAUACCUCUGGUUUCAUUUACCGGAAGCACGAACGUGGGGAGACAAGUGGCUGUUAAAGUCCAACAAAGAUUCGGAAAGUCCUUGCUGGAACUCGGUGGUAACAACGCGUUAAUAGUUGCGCAAGAUGCAGAUUUGGAAAUGGCAGUGAGAGCGGCUGUCUUCUCAUGCGUUGGAACAGCUGGACAAAGAUGCACCACAACCAGAAGAUUGAUAUUACACCAAAAGAUAAAACAGGAAUUUUUAGGGAAACUAAAGGCGGCAUAUAAGAGUAUCCUGGGACGAAUUGGAGACCCAUUGGACGACGGUGUGCUGUAUGGGCCGUUGCACAAUCAAAAAGCGGUUGAUGAGUACCAGGCGGCAAUAAAAAAAGCCGUGGAGGCCGGUGGCACGAUAGAGUUCGGUGGAAAACAAGUAGAGCGGCCCGGUUAUUACGUGGAGCCGACCAUCAUCUCGGGUCUACCAGCCGACGCCGAGGUGGUGCAACAGGAGACCUUUGCUCCGAUCGUCUACAUCUUGGAGGCUAAUUCUCUGGAAGAAGCCAUCAAUCUCAACAACGGCGUGGAACAAGGAUUGAGCAGUAGUCUUUUUACUAAAAGUAUCGGAAAUGUAUUUCAGUGGAUCGGCCCUCACGGAUCGGAUUGCGGGAUAGUCAACGUCAACAUCGGCACCAGCGGCGCCGAGAUAGGCGGUGCGUUUGGCGGCGAGAAGGCCACGGGCGGUGGUCGAGAAAGCGGAAGCGACGCAUGGAAGCAUUACAUGCGACGCGCGACAAUCACGAUCAAUCAUGGGAACGAACUACCCUUAGCUCAGGGCAUCAAGUUCGAAUAGAUAGAUCUGGCGUUCGAGUAAAUCAACGGUUUAACUCGAAUCGUAUAAAAUCCACCUCGAUGUCGACGGAGGCUUUUUUGUGAAAUUUAUAGGCUCUCGGUAGAUCGUAUCUGAGUUCGGCCACUACUGUUCCCUUCGCGCCGAGCUGCGCCGCUCUCGAGAGAACAUAAUCACGCGUACUGCUUUUGUGCAGCGAAUAAACUACGCUGGACGAGAGUCGAAUCGCCACCUCUAGAAAUUUCAUGUCGAUACCGGCGUUGUUUUUAGUGCCAAACGGUGGAUUCAUUAUGACUGUGUCGAAAUAUUUCUCGAAUUUUCCUGCAACGUAAGAUUCCACAUAUUCGUUUGUACUUUUCAUAAAUACAGUAAAUCAUAUAAUGAGAAUGAUAUGUGUGUAUACAAAAUGAAGUAUGUAACUGAAACCACUUCGUAAAGAACUACUUUGUUUUGGAACGAUUGAUUGUUACAUAUAAAAUACAAUAAAUCAGAUAGAAGUCGUUUAAAAAUUA